This is a messenger RNA of Mucor mucedo, 1294 nucleotides long. RefSeq names its product t-SNARE. Gene Ontology annotation, molecular function: SNARE binding; SNAP receptor activity. Bases 82 to 1149 code for a protein of 355 amino acids. Gene Ontology annotation, cellular component: plasma membrane; endomembrane system; SNARE complex. The transcript is spliced from 8 exons. Lineage: Eukaryota; Fungi; Mucoromycota; Mucoromycetes; Mucorales; Mucoraceae. The record is from RefSeq and is a predicted model, not a curated record. Gene Ontology annotation, biological process: intracellular protein transport; vesicle fusion; exocytosis.
CUUCUCUCUCUCUCUUUUUUCUUUCCUUUUUUUUUCCACUUAAUCUUACCCUUUCCCUUCCUUACAUCAUUCCACUACACAAUGUCUGCUUCCAGAUUCACAAUGAGCCGAGAUCGUUUGGCCGAACUUCGUGGCGCAAAUAACAACGAAAAACGUUAUGAUCGUCUCAGUGACGAUUAUGAUAAUGUACCUCCUCCAAUGCCCACAGGUAGAAACGAUACCGGUUAUCGUCCCCCCGUACCACCUUCACCUACAUAUCAAAGCGACUCACGUGGAGAUCGACAUGCAGACAAUAAAGAGACUUAUGAAAUGAGUCAACGCAUACCUACCCAAGAAGGUAUCACCACUACCGAUCAAUUUUUUCAAGAGGUUGAAGAAGCAAAAGACUUGAACAAAAAAAUUAUUAAUAACAUCGCAUUGAUUGAGGAACUACAUGGUUCAGCUCUAACAAACAUUAAUGAUGAACAGUCAGAUGAAAAUGCGUAUCGUCUUGAGAAAGUUAUCAAAUCCACAACCAAGUUAAACAAUCAAUGUAAAAAUAAAAUUAAAGCUAUUGAGUUAAGUAAUGCUCGUAUGCCUGCAAAUUCUGGCGAUUUGCCCAUGCGUAAAACGCAACACUCUGCAUUAAAAAAGAAAUUUAUUGAGACAAUCCAAAGAUAUCAGGAUAUCGAAAGAACAUACCAACAAAAAUAUAGACAAAGAGUUGAAAGGCAAAUUAAAAUUGUUCAACCUAACGCUACACAGGAUGAAAUUGAUCAGGUUUUAGACUCGGAUGAGCCAACACAAAUCUUUGCACAGUCCUUGAUGCAAUCAAGUAGGUCUGGGCAAGCAAGACAAGUAUUAUCGGAGGUCCAAUCUCGUCACGAUGAUAUUAAAAAAAUCGAAAAGACUAUUUUGGAACUUCAUCAAUUGUUUGUAGACAUGCAAAUGAUGGUGGAACAGCAAGCGGAAACCUUGACCCAAAUAGAGACACAUGCAGAACAUACAAUGGUAGAUUUGGAACAAGGUGUCAAGGAUGUUGACAGAGCCAUUGUCAGUGCGAAAAGUACACGAACUAAAAAAUGGUGGUGUUUCAUCAUUUUCAUCAUUAUUUUAAUUGUCGCUGCUAUCUUGAUUUGGUGGUUUGCUUUCGACCAUGCCGGUGUUUAACUUAUUGUUUUCUCUUUCUUUCCCUGUAUCUCUUAAUAUACUAAUAAUAAAUGCAUACUUUAUAAUCAUCCUUUUCAGGCCUAAUGUCCACCUUUUAAAAAAAAGUCAAAUUCGCUUACACUCCGACCAAAUUCGCCUUUGCAAA